Mytilinidion resinicola is the source of this 2148-nucleotide messenger RNA. Its product is annotated as DUF254-domain-containing protein. The transcript is spliced from 4 exons. The coding region runs from base 86 to 2050 and encodes 654 amino acids. Gene Ontology annotation, cellular component: Mon1-Ccz1 complex; fungal-type vacuole membrane. Lineage: Eukaryota; Fungi; Ascomycota; Dothideomycetes; Mytilinidiales; Mytilinidiaceae. Gene Ontology annotation, biological process: vesicle-mediated transport; protein targeting to vacuole. The record is from RefSeq and is a predicted model, not a curated record.
CUGCGAACAAACACCAACAUGAGACAACCACACAUACCUAUGACGCGUGGUGAUUGCUAACCACCAGAUAUAUACAACCUCACAGAUGGACGAACCUUCAAAGCCUGAGGACCCAGCGUCCCAGGGAUCACCUGCAACAUCUACGUCCCAAGCGGAGGCAACGCUGCAGUCUAGCGAUAGCGUUGGCACGAAAGACUUCGCCGCUGAGAGCAACACCGUUGAUAGGAAUGAGCUUUCUACUGCGACUAGUGAGCAAGAGCAAUCAUCGAGAGAAGGCACCCCUCCACCACUACCUCCACGACCGAAAAACCUCCAGCUCCUGGACGGCCGACCCCGAACGUCCGGGUCCCUAAAAGUCUCAAGACCCUCCCUACAAUCGAAAGCAACGACACAGCUCUCCUUUGCAGAUACGAAGUCAUACAGCGACGAGUCAAGGGACACAAUCUCUCCAAAUGCAGGGACGCAAAAGAGCUUUACGAAUCUGGGAAAGGACCGUAUCGGAAGCGACGCAGACGAUAGCUUAAGCAUCAAGAGCUUUGCGCCUACGCUAGACAUAGGGCUCGACGCAGAAAGUCUGCUCGGUGAGGUUCUGGGAGACCAAGAGAAGGAUGUUAUAAAAGUACUGGGCAAACCAUUCGACGGCAUGAGCGGACAUUCAGACAUCCUCUUCUCAGAAGACCCGCAAUUCGCGAAAGCCUUUGAGCACGAGUUUGACGAAAUCGAUGACAUGGCGGCGGAUGGCUCAAAUGAAGAAGCUAUAGUCAAUCAAUGGAGAUCAAAGUUGAAGCAUUUCCUCAUCUUGUCUUCCGCUGGGAAACCCAUUUACAGUCGACACGGCGACGACCAGCUGAUUACAAAUUACACUGGAGUGGUGCAGACCCUCAUAUCCUUCUACCAAGGAAUGAGUGACAACCUCAAGAGCUUCACGGCUGGCGACGCCCAGUUCGUGGUUAUGUCCAGAGGUCCUCUCAACCUGAUUGCUAUCACGAAAUUGGUCGAGAGCGAGGCCCAACUGCGGUCACAACUUGACGCGUUGUACAUGCAAAUUCUUUCAACCUUGACUCUGCCGAGCAUGGAGCGCAUGUUUGCGAAUAGAGCGAAUUAUGACCUCCGCAGACCACUGCAAGGCACUGAAACACUACUCUCAGCUCUUGCGGACGGAUUUACUCGGGGCUCUCCCUCAACUCUCCUAUCGGCUUUAGAGUGUCUCAAACUACGGAAAUCUCACCGCCAAGUCAUCAACAAUACACUACUCAAGGCCCGAAGCGAGAAUCUCCUGUAUGGGCUCAUAGUCGCUGGCGGCAAACUAGUCAGUGUCGUACGGCCGAAGAAACACUCUCUACACCCAGGUGACCUCCACUUAAUCUUCAACAUGCUCUUCGAAGCAGGCAGCGUCAAAGCGGGUGGUGGCGAGAACUGGAUACCGUUAUGUCUUCCAGGCUUCAAUAACACUGGCUUCCUGUACAUGUAUGUCAGCUUUCUGAAUCUGGAUAAUCCCACCGAGCAAGUCGAGGAACGCCCCGCGUCGUCGCACGACGCGAAGGACGAGGUAGCCAUCCUCUUGAUUAGCGCCAACAAGGAAGGCUUCUUCGAGCUGCGCCAGAUGCGCGAUGACCUGGUCGAGCAAUUACAGAAGAAUGGCAGUAUUGAAUUGAUUCGUACUGCUGUAAAGAAAGGGCGCAUGUCUUGCACGGACAUUGUGCCUGGGUCGCCCUUGCGCCACUUUCUGUACAAGUCGCGUGGUAAUGUGCAAUUCACUAUGCCGUCUUUCGAGCCUCAUUUCACUAGCGAUCUGGAUUGCCGGCGACUGUUGAAUUUGUAUCAUAAUCUACACGGCAACAUUCACACCCGUCCGACCCAUCCAAAGGUCCAUCAUGCUACAUCGACCACCAAUAUCAGCCUCGCUUGGAUGACUCCAUUGUUCGAGCUGUACUGCGUAGCUCCCAUCACGACUUCACGGACUGCACUAGCGCAAGCUGCCAACAAGAUCAUUCAAUGGGUUCGCAGAGAAGAAGAGCGUGUUUUCAUCAUUGGCGGUGCUGUAUUCUGAGCUCCGUACGCUACGCUAAAGAACAUAUGAAAGGGUAUCGUCGCCCAUGCUUCGCCAAGCUGCAUAUGAAAAGGACAGUAUCGUCCGCCAAAAGCCAA